AAGUCAUUUUUUGUACCGGAAGUGUAACAUUACCGACCGGGCUGAGGAAAACCUUUCCUUCUGUUUAUACUCUGGAAAGAAGUUUUGACUGUAUCUUGGCUAGCUGCUCCAGGCACGGUCAGGUCGCCUCAAAUUGAAAACCGCUAGACGGAUAGGUUCUUUUUAAACGACCCACAACAAAACAAAACUGGCCCCUCCACUGCCUGUCACCAUGCCCGCCCUGCUGGAGAGACCCAAGCUGUCUAACGCGAUGGCGAGAGCGCUCCAUAAACACAUCAUGAGGGAGAGGGAGCGCAAGAGACAAGAGGAGGAGGAGGUGGACAAAAUGAUGGAGCAGAAGAUGAAGGAGGAGGAAGAGAGGAAGAGAACAAAAGAAAUAGAGGAGAGGAUGUCUUUGGAGGAAACCAAAGAGCAGGUUAUGAAAAUGGGAGAAAAACUACAGGGACUCCAAGAAGAGAAACACCAGCUCUUCUUGCAGCUCAAGAAAGUACUUCAUGAGGAGGAAAAGAGGCGCAGAAAGGAGCAGAGUGAUAUCACAACACUGACAUCAGCCAGCUACCAGUCCAGCCUGCCCAUGCAUGCAGGGCAGCACCUCCUCAGCAUUCAAGGCAGUCCUGUCAGCCACAGUCGACCUGGUGCGCUGCUCGGAGAACGUAGCAAACAGUUGUUCCCAGCUGCUGUGAUUCCAGCACGUCACUAUCAGACACCAGGGUUCAGCUCGGGCUCAGCAGAGCAUGGACAGUUCAGCGGUGGCCAGGGAGUCCAUGAGCCCUAUGGAGUUGCUCAGGCCCAGCAUCCCUCCACCUACGCUCCUGGACCAUCUGUACCUGUCAGUUUCGCAAGCAGCUCUCAGAUCAGAGGUGCCUCUGCGUUUCAGGCCAUGCAGUACCUCCCACACCAGCAGCCUGGCUACCCUGUCCACAGUCACUUCACCUCCCAGCCUGGAUACAUUCCUGGAGCAGGAAUACCCCUCCAGAAGCAGCUUGAACAUGCCAACCAACAGUCAGGCUUCACUGAUGCAGGUGCUUUAAGGCCUAUGCAUCCUCCAGCCAUGCAUCCUUCUGCUCCAGGACUGCUGCCCACACCGUCGAUGGCGGUCCAGAUUCCCACAGCAAAGUCCCCGUUUCAGAGCUCUCCCCAGGGUGCUCCUCGCCACAGCUUCCUCCCCCACAGCCAGAGUGGGCAGAGGUUCUAUCACCAUGGCAAGUAACUCACAAUGACCUUCGCUGUUGCUGAGAUUUCUGCAGCUUCGCUCAACGAUUUUGGAGAAAUGUUUGGACGAGGAAUGGAUCGACUUCUUGUUAGGCUGGAUUUUGCCAUAUCAUUUAUUUUAAUUCCUGUAUGGUAUCUUGUUUUGACUUUGUUAACAAGCGAUCAGCAGUCCUCGUGCUUAUGUGCUUCUGACCCCCCCCCCCCCCCCCAAGUAAUGUUAAUUUGUAAAAUAGACUAUUUUACCUACAUUGUAAAGCCAUUCUGGAGGUGCACUACAAUGUUAAUAUCUUGUAAAAAGCAAAACCAGCAUGAACCAGAGCUUAUUCUUUGUAUACUAAUGUUCGUAAUAAGAUAUUCAGCAUCAUGUAGUAGCUGAAUUUUAAACACAUGAAUCAAAUCAAUAUGUUUUUACUGAGGUCACGUGUGCACUGAUGUAACUGAAUGACUCCUGGUUGAUCACAUUAGAACCAUUAGGGUUAAUUACCACAAACUGAAUCAAGAUGACCAUUUUUCUGACAUGGGAGGAUUUCCAUUGUUUUGUGCUGUCCUCUUUCACAGCAUAACCUCUCUGCUUUUUCUCAGAUCUGUUUGUUGCUAAAUAAAAUAUAAAUGCAAACGCCACA
Messenger RNA from Scatophagus argus, 1835 nucleotides. It is a transcript of the gene gps2, whose product is annotated as G protein pathway suppressor 2. Gene Ontology annotation, molecular function: transcription coregulator activity. Gene Ontology annotation, biological process: regulation of transcription by RNA polymerase II. Lineage: Eukaryota; Metazoa; Chordata; Actinopteri; Scatophagidae. Gene Ontology annotation, cellular component: transcription regulator complex. The record is from RefSeq and is a predicted model, not a curated record. Bases 212 to 1210 code for a protein of 332 amino acids. The transcript is spliced from 11 exons.